AUGGCGGACUCCAAGAAGAACACGGCCUUUGAUGGCUUGAGGGGUCAGCCUUACGAAGACUUCCACAACAAUGAAAGAUUUGAUCAAAGUCCCGACAAUGCGAGUACUAUUGAUGCUCAAAAUUUUGCCUACACUGAAGAUCGCAAGAUUGGCGUCACUGGCGCUGUUUUUCUGAUUCUCAAUAAGAUGAUCGGAACUGGAAUCUUCUCAACUCCAUCAAGCAUUUUUGCAGCAACAGGAUCGGUCGGUAUAAGUCUCAUGCUAUGGGUCAUUGGCGGAUUCCUCACCUUUUGCGGUCUGAGUGUGUUCCUUGAAUUUGGACUCGCCAUUCCUCGAUCUGGUGGCGAGAAGAAUUACCUGGAACGAGUCUAUCGUCAUCCCAAGUACCUGGCAACAUGUGUCUUGGCGUCGCAGAUGAUUCUCCUUGGAUUCUCAUCUGGCAACUCUCUUGCAUUCGGUCGAUACAUCCUUUACGCUUCCGGGCGAGAGACUCCUGACGGUUGGGAAGCUCGCGGAAUUGCUGUCGCGUGCGUGACAUUCUCGGUUUUGCUGCACAGCACUCUUCCGAAAUGGGGUAUCCGGUUGUUCAAUGUUCUGGGAGUUUUCAAAGUCGUGAUCCUCUUGUUCAUCGUCUUUUCGGGGUUUGCCGCUCUCGCAGGCCAUCGUCGUGUGCCAGACCCUCACAAUUUCGACCACGCUUUCAGAAUUGAAGAGGGAGAUGGUUAUGGAGGCGGUGGAGCUUACGCCUACUCGAAUGCCCUUCUCAACAUCAUCUACAGUUAUAAAGGAUGGGAAAACGCCAACUACGUCCUCGGCGAAUUGAAGAACCCUAAGAAGACUCUGUCAGUCGCGGCACCGCUUGCAGUCGGAGGUGUCACCAUCCUCUACGUCCUCGCCAACGUAGCCUACUUCGCUGCGAUUCCAAAAUCAGAUCUUGCCAAGUCUGAGGCCAUCGUGGCGGGUCUCUUCUUCAAGAACAUCUUUGGCGAGGGUGCAGCUGCCCGAAGUCUUCCAGCGUUUGUCGCUCUGAGUAACCUUGGAAACGUCUUGGCUGUUUCGUUUGCACACGCGAGAGUGAACCAAGAGCUUGCGAAAGAGGGAAUGCUGCCUUUUAGUCGCUUCUGGGCAUCAAAUAAGCCUUUCAAUGCACCUAGCCCAGCUCUCUUCCUCCAUUGGGCUGUUACCGUUGUUGUCCUGCUUGCACCGCCUGCAGGUCCUGCGUACAACUUUAUCGUCAACUUGUACACCUACCCCGGAUCAUGGAUCAACGGAUUCGUUACGGCCGGUCUCAUCUACCUCCACUACAGCAAAUCGGAGAACUGGACGUCACCCUGGCACACGUACCUCCCAAUCGCCGUUAUUUAUCUGCUCGCCAACAUCUUCCUCGCUUUCGUGCCGUUCAUUCCACCUGAUGGUGACUGGAAUGCCGAUGGCUAUCCGUACUACGUGUUCCCCGUUGUCGGUGUCGGUGUUUUGCUGCUCGGAGUUGUCUACUGGUUCUUUUGGACAAAGGUCUUUCCACGAAUCGGAGGUUACAAGGUUGUGGCUGAAAGGACUUUCAGCGACAGUGGAGUUGAGACUGUCCAGUACCGAAAGGUUCCUGUCAAAAAGGAUUAG
Molecule: messenger RNA, 1617 nt
Organism: Fusarium sp. VM40
Lineage: Eukaryota; Fungi; Ascomycota; Sordariomycetes; Hypocreales; Nectriaceae
Source: the annotation of a GenBank genome assembly